UUUUGGAGACAUAUCACACAUGUACUUUUGGGAUAACAUUAAAAAUUUAGAUAUUCAAUUAUUCAAGUAUUUAUUAAAUACAAAUGGGGAGACAUACUGUAUCUUUUGUCAGUUUUUAGAAACAAUGAUUUCAUUCAUAUGUUAUUUCUUCUGAUUAUUAAUUAUGUUUGCGCAUAAUUUUACUGUUUGUAAAUAUGUUUUGUAUUUACUGUGCCACAUCUGAAAUCAUGGUCAUGAUGUAUCUAUCGAUGGGUGUAAAGUGUUUUAGUUCAAUGAUUUAUUAUUAGGCUUAUUAUUUAACAAGGAUGAACGAGGAAAAAGUUCCUUUAAUAGAAUUCCCUAUGAAAAGUUAUGAAUAUACUUUAGGGAAUAUAUCAGCAUCCCAAGAUAAUUAUGAAUAUUGGAGUCCACCUUUACCAACUGCCAUAGACAUGUAUUGGCAAUUAAAUUUCAUGAGCAGAUUUGAAAAUAAUACAAAGUAUUGUGUGUUGGGUGUAUACGCAAUACCGAAUGAAAAGGAAUUGAAAGAUGAUUUAACUUGGUCAUCUCGUAGAGCAUUCCAUAUAUAUAUUUAUAUUCGAACUGAAGAAAAAUUUUUAAGGAAGGAUCAUACACCAACCAAAUUGUUUAAUAACUCAAGAAAAUUUAUUACAGGAUUAAAUACAAUAUUUGAAAAGUCAAAGUUACCAGAGAAAUUUAUAAUUGGUAUCGAAUUUAAAAGAUCUGAAAGUUAUAGAUUUUUAAACCUUUCACCCAAUGUCAACCAAAAUUUAAUUGAAGCAUGGACGGAGCUUUAUAAUAUUGAAGAGGAUUCCUCUAUUAAAUUCAUAAUCAAUGAAGUUUCAGAUCGAUCGUCCAAAAACAAGCCAAAAGAACGACAAAAAGUCCAUCAACAAACAAAAAUCGUAGAAACAACUAUCAACAAGUCAUUUCUUGAUAAAAGAUCAUCAUAUUUUGAUUUUUCAUCAAUAUUUACAAUUGAAGAAUCCAUGAUAACUUUAAACGUUAUUUUUACAGAAGCUUUCUUGGAAUUUAUUAGAUAUAUUUAUACUGAUCAAAUCUGUUUUUUGAUUAAUGUUUAUGAUGAAGAUUCUAUCAAUCUUACGAAUAAACUAUUUGAUAUUGCAGAUGAUUAGAUGAUUAUGAAGCUAAUGAAUUAAAAGAUAGAAUCGGAGAUUUUACCGAGGGAUAUUUAAAUAAAAUUCAUAUACUGUUUAUGUAUAUGUACCGUAUAUAUAAUUUAUGGAUUAUAUGGUUGCUAAUUAAUGUGAUAUAUUAUAACAAGUAAAGUUUAUAAUAAAAAAAAAAAAAAUUAUUGCUAUAAUAAACAAAAA
This is a messenger RNA of Rhizophagus irregularis DAOM 181602=DAOM 197198, 1334 nucleotides long. RefSeq lists its product as uncharacterized. The record is from RefSeq and is a predicted model, not a curated record. Lineage: Eukaryota; Fungi; Glomeromycota; Glomeromycetes; Glomerales; Glomeraceae.